GGAAACUGUAUUCCAAGUGUUAGUUUGCUUACAGAGCUGAUCAACUGAAAUUAUUUUUUGUUCUUGGUAUAUAUCUUGCUUUUAUAAUUGCUAUUAAUGGGAUCAUCUUCUUCUAAAACCCUCCAUCCACUUCUAAAAGAGCCAUGGAUUCAGAUUGACUGGGAAGAAGAUCGAGAGAGUGACUUGGAGUUCUUAAGGAGCUACAAACCUCGAGCUGAUAGCCAGCAGCUCAGGAUUCUUCUUCAUGGUCCAGUAGGAACUGGAAAAUCGAGUUUCAUUAACUCUGUAUCCAGCAUCUUCCAAGGCAGAGUGUGCAACAAAGCUCUUGUGAAUAAUGCUGCAGAAAACAAUGGCACCAAAAAGUAUUCCACGUAUAUGUUCCAAAGGGAAAGUGACCAGAAGUUUUACCCUUUUGUUAUAAAUGACAUGAUCGGUCUGGACAGUGCCGGCAGGAGAAACAGAAACAUCCACGUAAAAGACAUCAAAGAGGCAAUGAGUGGACACAUAAAAGAUGGUUACACGUUCAAUCCUGAAUGCAAGAUAUUGAACGAAGAUCGACACUUCCAAGAUUGUCCUACUGCCAAUGACAAAGUACAUGUGCUGGUUUGUGUCAUUGAUGCCACCAAAGCAACUCACCUGAAACCGAAAGUUGUGGAAACAAUUCAGAACUGCAGAGAUGAAGCUGCAGACUUGGGUAUUCCUCAUGUAGCCAUUUUUACUAAAAUUGAUGAGGCUUGUCCCAUGAUUAGAAAAGAUGUAACAAAUGUUUACAGGAGCAAAUUGCUGAAAUCAAAGAUAGAGAGAUUCAGCAAAAAUGUGGGGAUCCCGCUGAGCAGCAUCUUUCCAGUUAAGAACUACCUUACAGAGAGGAAACUAAAUAAUGACGUAGAUGUCCUCAUCCUGAACGCAAUGAGACACAUCGUUGAAAUUGGAGAUGACUUUCUUAACAAAAAAUGAAGAUUCUAAUCCUGAGCAAUCUGAACACUGCUAUACCUACACCAUGGUUUAAGUUACUGUAAAUGUCACAGUUGCAAAGUGUGGCUCUUCGUUUUGUAUAUAUGUGCAAAUACUUGCAAGCAAGUAAAGUCCAAUGAAAUCAUAGUAUUUUCC
Fundulus heteroclitus (mummichog) is the source of this 1110-nucleotide messenger RNA. Its product is annotated as interferon-induced protein 44. The coding region runs from base 97 to 957 and encodes 286 amino acids. The transcript is spliced from 7 exons. Lineage: Eukaryota; Metazoa; Chordata; Actinopteri; Cyprinodontiformes; Fundulidae. The record is from RefSeq and is a predicted model, not a curated record.